GACAACAUGGCUAGCCAACAUGCCCUCGUCAUUAUUGGAUUACUACUUUUCCUCUCAUUGGACUGGAGUUUUUCUAAUAUUCAAGAGGAAGAGCUCCAUGCCAACUACUGGAACAACAAGGGGAGGCAGGCCCUACAUGCUGCCCUGAAUGUAAAGCCCAAUACCAACAAAGCCAAGAACCUCAUUCUCUUUCUGGGGGAUGGUAUGGGCAUGCCCACUGUGACGGCAGCUCGGAUCAUGAAAGGCCAGCUGAAGGGAAUAAGCGGAGAGGAGGGCAGUCUGGCCAUGGACACCUUUCCAAACACGGCAUUAUCUAAGACAUACAAUGUUGACCAGCAGAUGCCAGACAGUGCAGGCACUGCCACAGCAUACCAUUGUGGUGUAAAAGCCAACUACGGUACUUUGGGUGUGACUGCCUCCACCAAGAGGAACAACUGCCCAGCCGUCUUUGGGAAUGAAGUCACAUCUGUACUCCACCGAGCCAAGCAGGCAGGGAAGUCGGUGGGAAUUGUCACCACGACACGUGUUCAGCACGCCUCCCCUGGAGCAUCCUAUGCUCACUCCGCUGACCGACAGUGGUAUGCCGACUCCGACCUUACCACUGAGGCUAUUGCUGGUGGCUGCCGUGACAUCGCCUACCAGUUGGUUCACAACACAGAGAUAAAUGUCAUUCUUGGUGGAGGUCGACAGUAUAUGUUUCCAAGAACCACAGCUGAUCCAGAGUACCCAGACAUCAAGGGAAGUCGUAACGAUGGAGUGGAUCUCACUAAAGAGUGGCUCAAGAACAAAAGGAAUGCCAAAUAUGUGUGGAACAAGGCAGAGUUCGAUGCUGUCGAUCCUACGAACACAGACUUCCUGAUGGGUCUCUUUGAGCCCAAAGACUGCCGCUAUGAGUUGGAACGUGAUAAGUCACUGGACCCCUCCCUCACAGAGAUGAUGGAAAAAGCCAUCAAAAUCCUUCAGAAGAAUCCAAAUGGAUAUUUCCUGUUUGUGGAAGGGGGGAGAAUUGACCAUGGGCACCAUGGGAACAGGGCCAAAAUGGCCCUCUAUGAGGCUGUGGAGUUUGACAAGGCAAUCGAACGGGCGGCUGAGCUGACCAAAGAGGAGGACACCCUGUCUGUGGUCACUGCUGAUCACUCCCACGUCUUUGCCUUUGGAGGCUACUCUCAAAGAGGAAACCCAGUUUUAGGAGUUUCUAGUGGACUGGCUAAGGACAAGAAGCACUUUACUACUGCUGUCUAUGGAAAUGGACCGGGAUACAAGAUUGUCAAUGGAACUCGUCCAGAUAUGAAUACGGCCAUUUCCUCGGCUAAUGACUACCGUCAGCAGACUCCAGUUCCCCUCAGCUCAGAGACCCAUGGCUCAGAGGAUGUGGCCAUCUUUGCCAAAGGUCCUAUGUCCUACCUUUUCCAUGGGGUCCAGGAGCAGAGCUACAUCGCCCACGUCAUGGCCUACGCUGCCUGCCUGGAGCCUUAUGCUGACUGCCAGCUGGCCAGCCACUGUGGAACCACCUACCCCAGUCUGCUGCUCCUCCUGAUGGGCCUCCUUCUCACCCUCUCCCCCCUCCGCUCUCUUUGAGAUACUGCCAUGGCUGCAGUUUAUGCUGACCUUGGGAUUAAGAGGUUCCAUCUCACAUUCUGGUCAAAGAUUUCCACUUACACACUGUAAUUCUACCGCCAAAGCCGUGUUUUAUUUUUUUCUUAGGUGUAUGUGGGUACCAAUGUAGAUGUAAGGUGGUUGUGCUAGUUUUGCUCAUUGGUUUUAAGCCUUUGACAUUUAAUAUCUCAAAGCCCAUUAGAGUGCAGAUGGAAUCUAAAUGUUUGAUUUUCAUGAUCAUGUUAAACAUGCCACAUAUGGAUUCAAGCCCUCAGUCUUGAAUGAGUGAAUUCAUGUUAGUGCCAGUAAACAUGCCUAGCUUGUUGCAGAACAUCUUCACCUCUGUACCUGCAGCUAUUUUAUUUAUAUAAAGCAUAUAUUGGUUGUAUUUUGAAUAAAUAAAUUCCAAAUUAAAUAAUUUCUCAAAAUUUAAAAUGCGACUUAAUGCAAGUCUGUAAACUCGUUUUUUCAUAAAAGUCUCUCAAGUGUGCCGUGUCCUUUUUCUACCAGCCCCAUCUAUAAUGAGCUGAUGAUACCUUUGCUGGUGUCAAACAAGUAAACCUACUGCCUUUUUGGCCCCCCUGCACCCAGUCCAAAUAGCAUUCAACAUUAACUGUCAUAUUAAAACUGAGUGUGCAAACAGACUGGUGAAACUCAGCUAUUGAAUUUCUUGACAUUUUGCUGUUUAACAUUGAUGAAAAAGAAAUGACUGUGCCACACGAGUACAAUAUCUAAUGCAACGGGAUGAGGUUUUUUUUUUAUUCAGAUGCAACACUACUUGUUU
Molecule: messenger RNA, 2380 nt
Organism: Lampris incognitus (smalleye Pacific opah)
Lineage: Eukaryota; Metazoa; Chordata; Actinopteri; Lampriformes; Lampridae
Gene: alpi.2
Product: alkaline phosphatase, intestinal, tandem duplicate 2
Exons: 11
Coding region: 7-1578 (523 amino acids)
Biological process (GO): dephosphorylation
Cellular component (GO): plasma membrane
Molecular function (GO): alkaline phosphatase activity
Source: RefSeq, a predicted model, not a curated record